AAUAUAUUGUUUUACAACUCCGGGAAUUGUAUGACUGUUAAACUAAAAUCGUCGCAUAGGAAACAUUCAGAUCUGCAUUUGUAUCUAUUUAACUGUCUUUCUUAUAUAUACAAAAUUUGAUUGAAAGAUAUAGAAGAAAAUGAAUGAUGAUAAAAAUUUAGCAGCAAAAAAAAUCAGAGAUGAUAUGCCAGUAGAGUUAGAAAGUCAGUUUGUUUUACGUUUACCCUCAACACCAGCAGCUUCGUUACGAGCUGCAGUGAGAUCGGGCGUAAUGAAUUUGAAAGACAGAUUAACAGUUCAGUUAGAACCAGAUAUGAGGCAUGGUAUGGUACGGUUUGACAAAUGGAUAUUGCCAUCUAAAGUAGUAGAUUUACCUUGUAUUAUAGAAUGCCACAAAACCUUAGACAGAAAAACAUUUUAUAAAACAGCAGAUAUAUGUCAGAUGAUGAUCUGUAAAGAAGAGGAGGACGUGCAAGAGCCCGAAAAUGAAUCUCCCAAAAAAAGUGACAAAAGAGAUAGAAAAUAUUUAUGGCCUCAUGGAAUUACUCCACCAUUAAAAAAUGCCAGAAAAAAUAGAUUUAGAAAGACAUUGAGGAAGAAAAAUGUGGAUUUUCCAGAGAUAGAGAAAGAAGUUAAACGCUUGUUACAAGCCGACAAUGAAGCAGUCAGCGUAUGCUAUAAGAUAGUAAAUGCCGACGAGAAGAAUGAAAAUAAAGUGGAAAAUUCAGACUAUGGUAAUGGCACCGUAUUGUUAAACAAUCCUCCUGCUACUGGUGAUGAAAAUUCACAAAGUUGCAGUGUUACAGAACAUGAUAUAUUUGGUGAAGCUUUAAGCUGCUCAGAAGAUGAAGAAAUCACAGAAAGCAAAAUGUAAUUUCAAAUAAUGAUGCUAAAAGAAAUUAACUUUUUAUAUUAAAAAAAAAAAAUACUACUGGCAUUUCAAAUGCAUGAAAUUAACAAUUACCAUUUAUUAUUUGUAUUUAUUUUAUACAAAGCUUUUAUGCUUAAUUUGAAUUUAAAUAAGCAU
Messenger RNA from Centruroides sculpturatus (bark scorpion), 1027 nucleotides. It is a transcript of the gene Taf7, whose product is annotated as transcription initiation factor TFIID subunit 7-like. The transcript is spliced from 2 exons. Gene Ontology annotation, cellular component: transcription factor TFIID complex. Lineage: Eukaryota; Metazoa; Arthropoda; Arachnida; Scorpiones; Buthidae. Bases 140 to 874 code for a protein of 244 amino acids. The record is from RefSeq and is a predicted model, not a curated record. Gene Ontology annotation, molecular function: RNA polymerase II general transcription initiation factor activity. Gene Ontology annotation, biological process: RNA polymerase II preinitiation complex assembly; transcription initiation at RNA polymerase II promoter.